GCGACCCGGUGUCGAUCUGAGCGAGCGCGCACCGUCAACCGACAUCCGCGGCACUUUACUAAAGAAGCGGGAGACGGGACGUUGUGCACUCCCCUCUCUCUCUCUCUCUCUCUCUCUCUCUCUCUCUCUGCCUAUAAAACGACUUUCCUCUUGCUGCGCUUUUUAAUAAGCGCUAAUAAUCGCUCUGAAAGUCGCUUUUCGAAGUGCGGCGCAGGAGCGUGGCGUUUACGCACGGCACUUUUAUUUACCAAAAACCCCCCGUCAGUGUGUUCGAUGCUCUGGAUAUUCCUCUGUAAUGGACUCACUGAUGAAGUGUAAAAUGUGAUCGAGGCUUCAGACUGAUGGAGUGAGUAAAACGCGUCCUGCUGUAAGAUCACUGGGUCUCAAAAGUGCAGCAAAACCGAGGAGAUUUUCACUCAGACAUGGAUUGAUUUGGAUUUGCCCUAGUUCCUUCCAUCAGGAGUAGCAACCAGCAUCAGAAAGUUCUUCUUCUUCUUAGCUCUUUAUCACUGGAGAGACUCUACUAGUGAGCAAAGUGGAGGAAUUUCUAUAGAAUUUACCUGGACGAUAGAACAAUUAAUUCGGAACAAGCACCAAAGGGUCGGGUUGAUUUUUGCAUCUAAGUCAUCUGGUAUUGGGUACAGAUUUUUAAAUAGAGCCAUAGCUUCUGUUUUAGGACUUAACAAAAACCUUUAAUCCAGAGAUAUGAGCUAGAUUGAUGGGAAACAAUCUGUUAUUGAAGAAAACUUGUUUUAUAAUGGCUUAUGGAACUGUUAAAUUACUGAAAAUCCUGCAUCUCUCUUGACAGUGUAGCUAUGAGCAGGAACACAGAGGCAUGAUGGAUGAGUACAAUAACACUGCCGAGGUUUUUCUCUUUAACAACACGAGCAGCUUGGACACUUCAAAGCCUUGGGAUGAAGCAACUCGACUAGGUGUCCAGAUCUCUCUCUCGAUCCUACUAGCUAUAGUAACUUUGGCUACGAUGCUGUCCAAUGCUUUUGUCAUUGCCACUAUUUUCCUGACACGCAAGCUGCACACACCUGCAAACUUCCUGAUUGGCUCUCUGGCCCUGACAGACCUACUCGUGUCUAUCCUGGUCAUGCCUAUCAGCAUCUUGUACACAGUGAGCAAGACAUGGACUCUCGGUCCGGUGGUUUGCGACAUCUGGCUCUCAUCAGAUAUCACCUUCUGCACAGCAUCCAUCCUGCACCUGUGUGUGAUUGCGCUGGACCGAUACUGGGCCAUCACGGACGCGCUGGAGUACUCCAAGAGACGGACGACUGGGCGGGCCGUGCUCAUGAUUGCAGUCGUCUGGGUGAUCUCCAUUUCUAUCUCCAUGCCCCCACUCUUCUGGAGGCAAGCUAAGGCUCAUGAGGAGUUGAAAGAGUGUCUGGUCAACACGGAUCAGAUCUCUUACACGCUCUACUCCACUUUUGGUGCUUUUUACGUGCCCACCGUACUCCUUAUCAUCCUUUAUGGGCGAAUCUACGUGGCUGCCCGCAGUCGGAUCUUCAAGUCACCAGCGUCCAGGGCAAAACGAUUCACUACGGCUCAGCUCAUCCAAACAUCGGCUGGCUCAUCCCUGUGCUCGCUCAACUCCUCAUCCAACCAGGAGGGGCAUCUUCACCUAGGAGGGGCCGCAAGUGGAGGAGGAGGGUCUCCAAAUUUCACAAACAGCGUUAAGGUGAAGCUAGCGGAUAACAUCCUGGAGCGAAAACGUUUGUGUGCAGCGAGAGAAAAGAAAGCCACAAAGACACUGGGCAUCAUCUUAGGAGCCUUCAUAAUCUGCUGGCUGCCCUUUUUUGUAGGAACACUGGUCAUGGUUCUUUGUAAGAACUGCUGGUUCCACCCAGUGCUCUUUGACUUCUUCACCUGGCUCGGCUAUCUCAACUCGCUCAUCAACCCUGUGAUCUACACAGCCUUCAAUGACGAGUUCAAGCAGGCCUUCCACAAGCUUAUCAAGUUCAAGAGAUGCUACUGACACUUCCAAUCUGAGCUUGAGCUCAAGAGGGUUGGUAUAUCGGGCAUGAGCAAUGGUAGAACUUUUUCUCUGGCAUUUACUUUGUUGUAUUCAAAUGCAAACUGAUGCAUUUUUGCAUAGUUGAAUGGCCAUGAGACAGCUUGUAAAAAGUUGUGCCAAAUUGUAGAUGUUACCCUGUAGAUUUACUUACUAUGCAUGUCUUAGAGUAUCUGGUUCAUCCUUUAGAAAAUAUUUGUCCUGUAUCUAUAAGCAAUUAGAGACGGCAAGAGCCUUACUGAACAUAACGGGGGACUCGUCAAAUGUUAUGCUUUUACAAAUACGUGGUAUAUACAUAGUCUAUAGA
Molecule: messenger RNA, 2324 nt
Organism: Hemibagrus wyckioides
Lineage: Eukaryota; Metazoa; Chordata; Actinopteri; Siluriformes; Bagridae
Gene: htr1d
Product: 5-hydroxytryptamine (serotonin) receptor 1D, G protein-coupled
Exons: 2
Coding region: 836-1981 (381 amino acids)
Biological process (GO): G protein-coupled receptor signaling pathway, coupled to cyclic nucleotide second messenger; smooth muscle contraction; regulation of behavior
Cellular component (GO): plasma membrane; dendrite
Molecular function (GO): G protein-coupled serotonin receptor activity; neurotransmitter receptor activity
Source: RefSeq, a predicted model, not a curated record